Molecule: messenger RNA, 992 nt
Organism: Lindgomyces ingoldianus
Lineage: Eukaryota; Fungi; Ascomycota; Dothideomycetes; Pleosporales; Lindgomycetaceae
Exons: 2
Source: RefSeq, a predicted model, not a curated record
GUACGACCUCCUUCCCUCGACGCCCUCAUCUCCGCUAUUGAAACUGGGGAAUGGCCCCGCUUCGACGAUAUCUGAGGAUAACCAAGCAUUCCGUCCUUGAAGUCCGCAUCUAUCUCGAUCGGCCGGCUGAUGCUGAGGCAUGGCUUCUGAGACGCAACAAUCCAGCUCUUCCACGCGUCAUUCAAGCUGUGCGACCGCUAAUCUUACCCAAGUUGCGUGAAGAAAAUGAACGGGUAAAGGGCAGGGGAGCAAGGGCUCGGAAGAAGGGGGUCAAGGAUGUUGUUGUUGAGGGUGAGUUUGGCUACACAAAAUGUUUCUUGUACCACCUAAUCCUACUCAUCGCUGACGUUUCUGUAGACGAUUUUGAGGUCUCGAUCUUCUUGACGGAGCUCUCAUCACGUCAUUCCGUCCUAACAAAGCAAAAGGUCUUCAAGGACAAACCUCGUAUUCAAAGCAACUCGGGCAAGCUCACUAGCUGGCUGACUGCAGGGACGAAUGAGCAGCCCGUGGUCAUUGCCGAGGACAACCAGGAGCCGAUUAUCCUGGAAGAGGAAGAUGACGAUGUGGCAGUUAACCUGGAUGAUAUUCCGGAGGUUGGCGGAGGUUGUGACGGUGACACUAUUCGAAACUCCAGCCGGAAUAAACGCAGGAGACGUUCGGCCAUGGAAGAAGCAGUCAGCGAUUCCAGUGACUCAGAUGACUCGUUUCGAUUCGAACUAGCACCUCUAACCAAGCGUAGCAAGAGAGGCGAACGCACUUUGGAUGCUGCUGAUCUACGCAAAGACGGACCAGAGCAGCAGGACGAAAAAAAAACCCUCGGGCUGAACACAUCAUACGAUGGCUUCAAUAUUUACGGUCGCAUUCUUUGUUUGGUUGUGAAGCGGAAGGCCUCUAGGGCCUCGGCUGCUACAAGUGGGGUCCCAUCAAGCCAACAGAUGCUUGAGAACUGGGUCUCAACCCAAGCUGCUGCAGGGCAGGUCGAUGAUGACGAU